Molecule: messenger RNA, 752 nt
Organism: Passer domesticus (house sparrow)
Lineage: Eukaryota; Metazoa; Chordata; Aves; Passeriformes; Passeridae
Gene: POLR1G
Product: RNA polymerase I subunit G
Exons: 4
Coding region: 60-752 (230 amino acids)
Source: RefSeq, a predicted model, not a curated record
UGUACCAAGUGCGCGGCGGGACGGGGGGGGGCGGAGCCAGGCGGGCACGAGGCGGCGGCAUGGAGGGGCCCCCCCCGCGGUUCCGGUGUCCCCCCGAGUUCCAGGCGCUGCCCGGGGGGGUCCCCAUGGGGGGUCCCCAGGCCGAGCUGUGGCUGAUCCGCGCCCCCGCCGACUUCUGUCCCCACAGCCUCGAGGGCUGCCCGGUGCCCCUGCGCGGGCUGGAGCGGCUGCGGCCCGGCCACACCGCGGGUGACAGUGACACCGGUGCCACCAGUGCCACCAGUGCCACCCCCGGGGAGCUGCUGGUGCUGCGGGCCGGCCCCGCGGGGCGCGGGGACUGUCCCCUGCUGCUGUCCCCGCUGUCCCCGGGGGGGGCCCUGCGCUGCGCCCCCCCCAAUAACGGGGGCCCUGAGCAUCGCCCGCGGCCUCGGGGACACGGCGGGGACAGCGGGGGACACGGCGGUGGCACUUGGGGACACGGCGGUGGCACUUGGGGACACGGCGGUGGCACCGGGGACAGCGGGGACAGCGGGGGACACGGCGGUGGCACCUGGAGACACGGCGGUGGCACCGGGGACAGCGGGGACAGCGGCACCCGAGGGGACUCAGAGGAGGAGGAAGAGGAAGAAGCUGAAGAGGGAGGAGCCGGAGUGACCCGGGGCACCUGCGGUGUCACCUGUGUCACCUGUGUCACUUGUGUCACCUGGGUCACCAUUAAAUGCAUUCCUUGGAUUUUGGUGGUUUUGGGAUGA